Lentinula edodes (shiitake mushroom) is the source of this 629-nucleotide messenger RNA. RefSeq lists its product as uncharacterized. Bases 147 to 527 code for a protein of 126 amino acids. The record is from RefSeq and is a predicted model, not a curated record. The transcript is spliced from 2 exons. Lineage: Eukaryota; Fungi; Basidiomycota; Agaricomycetes; Agaricales; Omphalotaceae.
AAUCUGCUCAAAAGCAAUACGAAGAAGAGAACGGUCCUUCGGAGGAACAGCAAGAAAGGCAGGGACAGACUUUGAAUAUUCAAAGAGAUAACUCGUUCCACUUAUCCAAUCCUCAUAAUCCACCACCAAACCGCCAUUCAGGACCUAUGGGUGGAGGGCCACCUCCGAUAAAUUAUCCGUACCCCAACUCGCCUUCCGUGAUGAGAGGACCAGGUCCCGGACAAGGAUUUCCUCCGGGGAUGCCUUCAAAUCAGUACGGAAGACAUGAUGCUUCGCCUGCACGGAUGCAAAUGCAUAUGAGCGGUGGCAUGGGUGGAGUUGUGGGCGGUGGCAUGGGGAUGGGAGGUAUGGGGAACAUGGGCGGAAUGGGCGGAGGUAUAGGUAGUAUAGGUGGAAAUAUGGAUUUUGGACAUCAAAAUCCUGCAAUGGCAAUGGGUGGUGGAGGAAUGGGUGGCAUGCCUUCUCCCGGUAUGAUGGCUGGACGAAGAAUGACAAGAGGCAUGGCAGAGGAGUAUGGGAUGCACUAAUCAAACCUUGUACAUGUGUGGUAGUGAUGUAGACUACAGGUGCAUGUACCCUCGCUGGAAGAUCAAAUACAAUAUAAGUGGCCUCUAAAGUGUUUUAAAAGA